Desarmillaria tabescens is the source of this 1650-nucleotide messenger RNA. RefSeq lists its product as uncharacterized. The coding region runs from base 39 to 1529 and encodes 496 amino acids. Gene Ontology annotation, molecular function: protein binding. The record is from RefSeq and is a predicted model, not a curated record. The transcript is spliced from 4 exons. Lineage: Eukaryota; Fungi; Basidiomycota; Agaricomycetes; Agaricales; Physalacriaceae.
ACUUGACUUUCGUGUGCGAUCUUUAUCACUCGUCUGCAAUGUUGCUCUCAGUACCGAACGAAAUCUUGAGCAAGAUUACUUUUGAAGCAGAUAAUCGAACACGUCGGCGGCUUCGGCGUACGUGUAAACUUCUCAACAACGUCGCCACACCUCUUGUCUUCGAGUCAGUCUACAUAGACCUAUCUUGGAAGCGUCCUUCCGGCUCAGUUCUCCUGUUUCUCAAAUCGCUUACGUCUGGACCGAAAUUGGCGCAACACAUUAUUCGUCUAUCCCUCUAUCUACCCAAGCGUUUCCGGCCUACGCGUUCCUGGUUCACGAGUGAAGCUAAAAUCAAGAAGGAAGAGCAUAGACGGGAUUCCUUCGAUCAACUCUUCAUUGAAGCUAUUCCAUCUAUGGUGUCAUUAAAAUCAUUAACUUGGAGGAGUAGCGGGGAUGAAGGGCCGAGUUACGCUCAGCUAAUGUUUGAACAUUUCGGAGAUCUACCACUCCUGUCCAAUCUAAAGAUAUCCAGCCAUGGCACCUGGGACAUACCCUGGUCUCCAUUUCGCCACAUUCGAGAUCUCAAAUACUGGGGACGAGGCGCCAACGAGCUCAUUACGUUCCUCGGCUACAACCUGCACUUGGAAAGUAUAGAUGCUUCCGUCUGGCGUCCUCUGGAUCUCAGUUUCGAGGACGGACUACCAAUCUCAUCACUUUUUCGCUCAUUGCCUCCGGGCACCUACAGCACUGUCAAAACAUUAAGAAUAGGUGGUGUCACGUUCAACCAACUAUACGCGCAUGAAAUCCCUGAUCUUAUACCACAUUUGCGUUGCCUGGAGAAUCUGAGGGUGUAUAUCCCCAUACCCAAUGAAUUUUGGGACAGAUUACGCGAAGAUGAUAUACACUUGACCUCUCUCUCAUAUUGCGAGAGUAACAUUGAUAGCGCCCUGCUGUCGUAUCUCAUGUCCUAUACAGGACUUCAUGAACUCUCACUGGGAAUAUGGGACCGCCCGACGCCCAACAGUCUCCACAAUGCAGACCUCCUGCCGAAUGUUAUCGCCUUAAGUUCCUGGUGCUUGACGAAGGUUCACAUUGAGCCGGACCAUAGCGGAGCAUGGUGCUUGGACCAUCGUAUGCUAGAUGCAUUGGUAAUUUGCCGUGGUCUGAAGUCGCUACAUGUAUGUGCCGAUAAAGUGACAACUAAAGUGGAAGUAAACAAUGAUAGAGUAUUAGGAGCUCUCAUGGUGUUGUGGCCGAAUCUCUGGGAUCUGAACAUAAAUGCAGUAUCCCCUUCCUUUGGGUUUGAUGCGGUGAGGACGGCCGCAAGCCAGAUCCAUGGGCGCAUUUUAGCAUUUCGUUUCGCGCCGCUACCACCGGAACGGGCUAGGCUGCACGUGUCGUCAGAUUUUGCCACAUAUUCGGUAAAAAUUCACGAUCAAAAGAACAAUACUCACUCGUUCAAGGUACGGUAUCUGAACUAUUACGGGAAGAAAGAAUCAAGUAGGAAAUACAAGUUUUGGAGGCGAUCGGAUGGUACUAAUGAUGAUUAACAUGUAACUAUCUGACUUAUCGUCAGAAUAAACGUUAAAAAGGAAUGUCGAACUUGCUUUUAUUCACCACCAGAAUGAGUGCCCGGCUGAGGAUUUCACAGCUCACGAGCCACUCUUGCAC